GCCAAUUUCAAGAUAAAUAUCCCUGGCGAUUACCUACCAACCGCAUACCUUGGUAGUAAUCUUACACACGCCAUUAUUUUUGGCCCCCAUGUUACAAUAUCCAUGGAUGUUAGAUACCCCUCGUCUAGAGCCUUGAGGGGAAUAUAAAUGGUAGAUGUGGAGGACCGUAUAGGUAAUAAGACACUGGACUUGAUUUGGUUUAUUGUCUUAUUACCUAUGUUUCCUUCGAGGUGGCUGUUAAAAUGAGCGAAGUAAUCCAACUUGAUCCGGCAAUCGUGAGAGCCCUUAAGUCGGGCGAAAAGGUCGUUGAAGUACAGCAAUACGGCACAUCAAGCUGGGCUUCAACAGCUAGAGUAGACGUCCAGGGCGCCGAUGACUCCUCAGGGGCCUACUUUCUCAAGACGUUGAAAACGGAGGAUGCGGCUGAGCGUGUACUGGGCGAGUACAGGGCAAUGCUCGAGAUCCAUUCCACCUCGCCUAACUUUGCACCACAACCUCGAGCAUAUGGUAAAUGCGAUAACGAAAAUGCCUAUUUUUUCCUAUGCGACUACUUGACAAUCAAUCACGACCUGCCCAAUGCUGUACAGCUAGGUAAGAAGCUUGCCGAACUUCACCACAAGAGUAUUUCGCCGACUGGUAAAUUUGGAUUCCAUGUCACAACGUUCGACGGGAAGUUGCCUUUGAAUACAACAUGGGAUAGCAACUGGACAUCGUUCUUCAAGAAGCUUAUGCUAGAUGUCUAUAAAUUGGACACCGAGAUCAAUGGAUUUUGGAAGCCGUUGGAUGACGUGAUGCAAAUCACACUGGAAAAGUUGAUACCUCGACUGCUUGAUCCUCUAAUAGCAGAUGGGCGCUCUAUCAAGCCGUGCCUCAUUCACGGCGACCUCUGGGAGUCCAAUAUUGGUACUGACGCUCAUACCGGAGAGCUCUACAUCUUUGACGCAUGCUCAUACUAUGCACAUCAUGAAAAGGAAGUUGGAAUUUGGCGCUGCGAGCAUCAUCAGAUGAAGGCUAAAGAGUACCGAAAUGAGUACUUCAAAAAUUAUAAGCCAAGUGAACCUGUGGAAGAAUUUGAUGAUCGCAAUCGAUUGUAUUCGGUGGAGACACUCAUAAUCAACUCGGCUCAUUUUCCUGGUGCGAACACAAGGCAACUAGCAAUUGAUGAACUGAAAUAUCUGCUAGAGAAGUACGUUCCAGGGGAUACCACCUAAAUAGAGAUGGAGGGUACUGAGACGGAAAGUGCUACUGGCCCUGUGGAAGUAUCUAUCUAAAGGUCCAAAGUGAACUUCAACAUUGAAUGAAUACAACAUCAUAUCCCCUUUUCUAA
Molecule: messenger RNA, 1327 nt
Organism: Annulohypoxylon maeteangense
Lineage: Eukaryota; Fungi; Ascomycota; Sordariomycetes; Xylariales; Hypoxylaceae
Product: Fructosamine/Ketosamine-3-kinase
Exons: 4
Coding region: 243-1211 (322 amino acids)
Source: RefSeq, a predicted model, not a curated record